CUCUAGUUUGACAGCCGGUUGAAAACGACGCCGCCGACGUGCGAGAAUCGAUCCGCGAGAUCGCAUUUUUUCCAGUUUUUCAAUUUGUUUGUAAAUACCGUAAAUAUACCAACUUCUUCGACAAAAUCUGGGGACAAACAAGUCUAGGAACAAAAUAAGUAUUUCGCAAUGCAGCAAAAAAAUGACGCCAAACUCUAUCAAAGAUGCUGUCGGAUUUGUAUGGACGAUACAAGGGAACAAAUCGACGUCGUUUCGGAUGAAACUUUGGUUGAAACCUUGAAUCAGUUGUACAAUGUGAAGGUCGAUAUAAAUGAUCGGAUCUCCAGCAAAGUAUGCCUCGAAUGCAUCCAAGAAGCGAAAGAAACGCAAAAGUGGUUGAGUUUCUACGAGGAACAGAAGAAGCUGAUUGCGGAGAACCAACGGGUCUACAACGAGGAACUGGUCAAUCAGCUGGGACCAGAAGCGACACAUUCUCCGGCUCGUUCUCCUUCCAUAUCGACAAAGACUCUGACCCGGACGCCAAGGACCAGGAACCCUCCUCGAAGGAUUGAUGACGACGAUGAGGAGGAAGUGAAGGGGGAAAAAGAUGAAGAUUUCAUUCCGUCGAAGUCGGCUCGGAAGAUUAAGAAAGAGCCGAUCAGUACUCGGAGGAGUAUAAAGCGCGAAUGGGUACCGUCAUCGGAUGGUAGCGGAAGGGGAUCCACGACAACAACCCCGACGGAUAAUGGCUCGGAUGACGAAGAUGAGUCGGAAACAGGAACCAGUACCUCUGAUGGGGAGCUCAAGUGUCCCAAGUGUGAGAAAGUGUUUUCUGAAAUUGAUCAACUGGAACGGCACAAUUGUGAAUUCAUUUGUAACAUCUGUAGUGCAGCGGUCAAGUACCGGAAUAGCUUGAAGCGUCACUUGAUGGUGGUGCACAAGAUAAAGGCCAACCAAUGGGAAGAUUAUUGGAAUCCUACUGGGGACCAGGGAGGUGCCUCUUUAUUGGUUGAGACCAAAAAACCGAAGAAAAGGUAUCGCUACGAAAGUGAUUCUCCUACGGAUAUGGAGGAUGAUUCUAACAAUGAUGAAGACCAAAAAGAUUUGAUUUGUAGCAGCUGCGGUGAUAAAUUUUAUUCAACACAAGAGAUGAAGAAUCAUGACUGUGAUUAUGGGUGUAAUAUUUGUGGAGCUUCGUUUGCCUCUCGGAACAGUGUGAAGAGACACAAGAUUCGCCUACAUAAUGUAGAUCCAAAUGAUCCGUCGGUAGCUUCACAUUCUCGUGCGCCAUCGGCUACAACUGUAGUGUCCACACCUAAGCCUGCCUCAAGACCACCCUCCAGGGCUGCUUCAGAGAAUGCUUCUGACGAUGAACCACUCUCUGCAAUGGCAUCUGAUGAAACGAGAUAUCGGUACUUCUGUCCCGAUUGCGAUUAUUCCAGCUAUAGGCGUUAUACAGUCACUACACAUUUGGCAGUCUUUCAUAAAACUCCUAAAGAGCAAAUCGAUGUUGAAGCGAUUGUUAAAAAAAUAGUACCAAGAACUUCUGACAUUGUUCGGUCAAAAACGCCAGUACCUGCUGCUGUUUCAGAUGAAACACCGGUUCGUUCAAAAACACCCAUUCCUGUUGAGCCAGCUGUUGUCCGUGCAAAAACUCCAGAUCCAACCAAAGCCCAUCGCCCACCAAGUACUAUCCCAGCCAUUGCGAAUCCACAAGCUGCUUCAAGCAAUGAAUAUCAACAAGUCGAUAUCUCCGGUCAGCAUCGCAGUCGUUCCAGAUCGAUUCAUCGUGAUUCGCGCAACAGCAGCAAACGCAAGCGCUCUCUUUCGUCAUGCUCGAACAAGGCUCCUCGUGCCGUUCGGGCUCGAUCAAAUCCACCAGUGGAUCGACAAAUACUCACGGCUAAGCGACGUCUAUCACCGUCGCGCAUUCUCGCCAGCGUUCACGAGAAAUUCCGUCCUACGGUAACUGCAAUCCAGUCCAACCGGCUAUUUGUGUCAAUCCGUCAAGGAUGCGAGCUAAUACAGCAAGGCCAACAGAUUCGCUUCCGAGCUUCUUCGUACCUUCUACAGGAUUCAUGUCCCACGAAACGCCUGUUUAGACUUCGAGCUCCUGUUGGAAACGAAAGACAGCAAGUGCAAAACCUUCGGGGAAUAUUCAAUAAACUAUCCCACCAGAUCAGCGCCCAUUCUAAAGUAAACGAAAUUGACGUGGACUCAUUGGUAUUGGACUACAUUCACAAUCCUACGGCCGCCCAGUCAAGUAGUCCAGUAAUCAAGGACAAUGAGGGAACGACAUACGAGAUCCGCGAACUCGAUAACGAAGAAACAACAGAAGUGAUUGACGUCGAACCUUCGGCCUCCGUUCAGGUUGAGGAUGAUGGACAUAACGCUGAACCACCGACGGAAACUGUCACCAAGGAUGAUGGUCAAGUUGCUGAAAACGAUGCUGCGAGUUCGCAUAAAGAGCAGGAUAAAGAAAAUGAGGAACUAACAAAUGAAAACGAAGAAAAUCCCGAAAAUAAAAAUACUGAAGAACCCAUGGAAGUGGAUGAUGUUAUUCAGGAAGAUGAUAAUGCUAAUCAGGGUGACGAGAAUGUCAAUCUGGAAAAGAAUAAUGGCAAUCCGGAAACAACAGAAUCGACGGGAACGUCGCCCGAAGAUAACAAAUCAGAACAAACGGACAACGAGCAAAGUCAAGAACAAACGGAAUCGUCUGUAGCGUCGCCGAAAGGAAACGAAUCGGAACAAACGGACAAUGAGCAAAGUCAAGACCGGACGGAACCUGCUGAAGCGUCGCCCAAAGGAAACGAACCUGAAAACCAAAAUACGAAGUGUCAUCAGGAAGCCGUGGAUCCAAUUGCCGUUUCACCGGCCGUAAAUGAACCACAAAGUUCAGAGACUGAGCAAAGCCAGGAAGCUACGGAACCAUCUGCAGCGUCGCCAGAUGAAAGCCAACCAGAAAGUCCGGAAACGGAGCACAGCGGUCAGGACGAAGGCGUUUCUAUCAUUCCGGAUUAAAUGCGAGUGUUUUAGAAUUCUCAGGUUUUAUUAAUAGGAAUGACGGUACAUUUUAUCGUUUCAAUUGUAUAACAAACGAAUGCAGAAUAAAUACUAUAAACUCUGUUCAGGGUUAUACGCCUGUCUA
Armigeres subalbatus is the source of this 3127-nucleotide messenger RNA. RefSeq lists its product as uncharacterized. The transcript has 2 exons. Gene Ontology annotation, cellular component: nucleus. Lineage: Eukaryota; Metazoa; Arthropoda; Insecta; Diptera; Culicidae. Gene Ontology annotation, biological process: regulation of transcription by RNA polymerase II. Gene Ontology annotation, molecular function: DNA-binding transcription factor activity; zinc ion binding; RNA polymerase II cis-regulatory region sequence-specific DNA binding. The record is from RefSeq and is a predicted model, not a curated record. The coding region runs from base 169 to 3000 and encodes 943 amino acids.